Messenger RNA from Myxocyprinus asiaticus (Chinese sucker), 2937 nucleotides. RefSeq lists its product as uncharacterized. The coding region runs from base 306 to 977 and encodes 223 amino acids. The transcript is spliced from 3 exons. NCBI's taxonomy places the organism in Eukaryota, Metazoa, Chordata, Actinopteri, Cypriniformes, Catostomidae. The record is from RefSeq and is a predicted model, not a curated record.
CCUCUUACACACAUGUGCUGGUCAAACUGAAUCUCCGCAGUCGAGCUGAGAAACUCUCAAGCUAUCAUAUGGGGGAAAUGCUUUGUUUAGGCACUGCAGACCACAUGCUCAUGGCUGCUAACUUUUAAUCGUGUUUCGUUUCAGUAAAAGGGUGAAGAUUCAACGCUUUAUUCAUAUUAACAAACCACCUAUUCAUCCGUGGUUAAAAUCCAGCGGUGGAAAAUAAAACACAGCGGCGUCUAUUUAACCAAACAUCUCCGCGUGACUUCUUUUUCCUGUGGCCUUUUGGUCUCUCUUUCACAGACAUGUCUCAGGGCAGCUCAUUCCAGCUCAUGCAGACUUUGAGGAAGUCUCCAGCUGUUUUCCGCCGCCGUUUCCGCCAGGACCGCACCCAGACCCUCUCGCACGGCGACCCGCUCUUCAAGGUGCACUACAUUGGUACAGAAAAGAUCUACUCCCUGGAUGUAGAACAGGCUGAGGAGGCCAUAGGCCGGUUGCUGGAGAAGUCGCCAGAUUCAGCUGCUCUAGGCAAACUGGGCAAGGAACAUGCUCUUGUUGUUCGACCUCGCUAUGUAGAAGUCAAGGAGAUCAGCACAGGCAGACAACUCACAAAGACAUACCUAAAGGACAUUGCCUAUUGCGCAGCUGACGCAACUAGGCCCAAUCUCUUCCUCUAUAUCUGUAAGCAGCGAGGCCAACAGCUUCAGUGCCGAGUGUUCUGGUGUAGUAGGCCAGACCGGGCUAAAGACAUGACUGUCUGUUUAGCUAAAUCCUUUCAGAGAGCUCUGAAUGACUUGCAAGAGGAGGAGAGCAAUCACGCUACAAGAGAAGAAAGCAAGAUGGAUGGAAAGCCAGUUGCAGCCAUGGAACAAGGAAAAAGCUGCACGCUACCAGCAGACCUGAGAAAAAAUGAGGGUCGGUGGCGAAGACGGAGCCCCCUGAGAGAGUUGAUGAGGAGAACCAGUAUCAGCAACUGAAACACCACUGCAAUCCUUGAGACUUUCUGAAAGUCUUUGUGAAACUGUCAGUGCUGAUAUUUUUGUCAUCUUUGGGCAGAUUUUAUAAAACCAGUUUUAAUGAAAACUGGACAGACAUUGAUCAAACAGCCCAUUUUUGCCUGUAUAUGUAUAAGAGCAUAUAACUGUGAGAAUAUGGAUAGAUGGUCUGAAGUCUGACAGCAACUCUCGGUUCAGUCGGCUAUGGGUUGGUACACUGAGACAGUGUUACAUUGGAAUGUUGCCAGUGUUUGGAAUGCAAUCAGAGUGUUUGCUGUACCUAGAAUCUGUUGCAUAAAGAGCACAAUAUUACAACAUGAGUUUUCCAAGAUUCUAUAAUAUUGCAAUAUAUUUGGUCAAAGUGUUCUCUUUGUACAUUAAUUGUUAGGCCUCCAAGCACUUAUUAUACAGUAGGUAAAUAGUAAAAAGUAGAUAUAACAAGUUAAUUUACAAAUUCAUUGAUCAGAGUUGUCCGUCUUGGACAUUUGAAAUCAGCAUUUAGUUUACCUGUUCCUAAAAUGUAACAAUUUGGCCAAAAUCAUAUAUUUUGCAGUGUCUCUAUAUAACAGUUGUACUCUAGUAAAAAAGACUGUAUUCCUGUUGCUCAACUGGUGAAGCAUGGCGCCUGCAACGCUAGGUUCAUCGGUUCGAUUCCCAGGGAACACACACAAAAAAAAGUCGCUUUGGAUAAAAGUGUCUGCCAAAUGCAGAAAUGUAAAUGUAACAAGUUAUUGGCCAAUCGCUCUUAAGGACUUCCUCAUUUUACCUGCAGUUCAUUGAAAUUCCUUAGUCUGUUACAUCAGACAUACAGACUUAUUACAAUCAGGAUGUUACUCUGCUGGUCUUAAGCAAUAACCCUAAAGAGAAAAACUUUUUGAAGAAGUGAAAUUAAUUUAGUAAGAGAGAACCGUGUGAAAGGAUGCACUCUGCAAUGACUCCUGUUAAAUAUAUAUCCACUACUCAGUUUUAUUAUUGAGAGUUAACAUGAUUUUAUUACUAAAUCAAUGGAUUAAACAUUUAGGAUAAAUUACUUAUUAAACUUAUUGAUGCAAAGAUACAAGAUAUAUAUACUGUUUUGCAAAGCACUAAAUUCAUACCACUAAUCUACAAAGUCCUUUUUUUCUACUUACUACUAGAGAUACAGCAUGUAUGUUUCUCUUAUUCAGCACACUUAAAAUAAAAAUGCCAAUAAAACAAAAAAGUUAAAGGAAUAUUUCAGGAUAAGUUAACUUGAGAAGCAUCUGUGGCAUUCUGUUAAUACAUAACUUUUGUUUCUUUGUAAGAAAAAUAGGAGAAAUGUACAGUUGGACAUAAAACAUAAUGCACUUACAAUGGAAGCCUACAAGGCAAGUACACUGAAGGUUUAAAAGCAGAAAUGUAGAAAUGAAAAGCUCUGAAUAGUCUUCAAGUAAGGGAUUCCACAGUCAUGGAAAUGCCAGAAAUAUUCAGAAAUUAUAAAAUUGUGAUUCCCAGGCAUGUAAAUAAAUCAAAUCAUGUCAUGGAAAUUUCAAUAUGAAUAAAUAUAAUUAUUCAAGUUAUGCUCAGCUCUAAAAUAUUGCAUUGGCAAGAAAUUGGGCUUUGAGAGUGCAAUCUCUAUAAAAUGAUUUCUAAUAAUCCUUAUCCUGUCAUCAAGAGCAACUGGAAAGGUCACAGAAAUGCAUUUGCAAACACUUUUCUAGAUUAUAAAAAUUGACGAAAUAACUUUUAUGUUACUGACUUUUUCUAUUGGAAUCCCAACGUUCCUAUUUUGCGCUGUUUGCAUUAAAGCAACAAAAAUAUGGAAAAUAAACUACAAUUUAUUUUGUGUAUACAUGCGAGGGAUAAUGCACAGGGGUUCUGAUCACCAUCUGCGUUUAUUUUGCGAUAACAACUGGCUGACUGUACAUUAUCCUGUUAUUGUGCUGCUACUUACCAAUAAAUAAAUAAAUGGCCAUGAAAUAUU